UGCACACGACAUUUGCAACCACAAGUUCGAUACAUACAACACUAGUUAAAAACCGAGCCCUGGCAGUUUUUGUGCAAAGAGUUGAGGUGCGACAUUGACACAAGUAUUGAUGACAAGUUGCAACAUAGAUUUAGAUGUUAUUCUGCAGAAGAACUUACUCAAGGAAUGCUGUUUUCUGACUUUUUUGUACAAGCUGUAUAGGCAGCACACAUAAAGGCUAGAAUUGAUCUGGAUCUCAAAAAUGAAGAAGUUCUACUCUCGACCUCCCAGUGUCAAGGCAAAGAAACUCGCAGAUGAGUACUCCACGGGAGAAUUGGUGACACCAUGUCGUCUGCUGCUGGUUCUGGUUCUUUCCUGUAUAAUGAUUGCUGCGAUAUCUGUUAGUGUUAGUAAAAAGAAGAUAGAGCUAGAGGAAAACGUCAUUAAAAGGGGGAUAAAUCUAGUGGACUUUCCAUAUCAAUUUGACUUUAAUGCAGCUUUAAAAACAAGAGAGGAGAAUUUGGAGUCAUACAAGAGACCCCUAAAUUCAUGGUCUGUUGACAAAAGAUUCACACUUACACUAGAGGAAUUCUGGGAUAUAUAUGAUGGAAAAUGGCCAGUUAUUAUUACUGAUGUUGUACAACAUUGGCCAGCCUUCAACUGGACAAAAGAUUUUUUCAUUAAAAAGUAUGGAAGACAGAGGAUUACAUUCAAAGCUAUAGUAGAUGGCAUCCAGCAUGUGACAGGAUAUGUGCGAUCUUUGGAGGAUUUUAUCAGUACACUCCACCAAUCUAAUGUGAACACAUGGAACUACCUGGAGGAUGAAAUGUUUAUACUACAGAGACCAGAGCUGAGAGAGGACAUAAGAGAACAUAUUUAUGCAUCAGAAAAUUUUUUCUCUUUCUUCCCUUCUGAAAUUCGCCCCUGGGAUGCAGCUUUUUUGUGGGGAUCUAAACAUUCUCGUUCCACCCUGCACAUGGACCCGUACAACUGGACAGCCAUCAGUUCAGUCCUCAGUGGGGUGAAAAAGUGGAAGCUUUUCCUUCCUGGUCAGGACCAUCUUUUGUAUGUAGAAAAAAGUUCUUGUGGAUUUCCCCUAGAGUGUAUAAGAUACAAUAGCCCUCUUGAUGCUUUUGACCCAGAUCUGAGACAAUAUCCCAAGUUUAGCCAGGCUCAGUAUGUGGAGACAGAGGUAUAUCCAGGAGAGAUGCUCAUUAUUCCUACAGGCUGGUUCCACCAGGCAUAUAAUGUUGAAGAAACUAUGGCAAUAUCCAGUCAGCUGAUGAACAGAAAUAAUUAUCUUGUAGUUCUAGAAGAAAUUAUAAAAGGAGGUGGUGUUAAACGGAAGAAAUUGCCGGCUCAUUUUGACACUUUGUUACCCCCUGAUCAGGUGAAACUUUUUCUAUCUCUCAUUUCCAAGAAGAUAUUACAAAAAGGGAAAGAACUUACAGAGAUGGUGUCCAGAAUGGUGUAUGAAGUCCCAGUUUCUUAGAUUUAACAAGUAUAUAAAAUAUAAAGAUUUUAACAAUAGUGAAAAUAAUGCCAUUCAUAUUUAACAUGUAUGCCUUUUUUAUAAUUUAAACCUUUAAAGCAAUAUUAUACUUAAUCCAUUAUAUUAAUUAGUAUGAUUUAUGUCCCUAUUUUAUGCAAAGCUCUCUUUCUCUAUAAAUAGAGCAAUGUUCAUAAAAAUAAUCAAUCAAUCUUCAGUGAUCAUGAGCCCAUAUGAACAGGUGUAUUUAUUUAAAAGGGAAGAAGUUGCAAAUCAGAUGACAUAUUAUGUAUCCUUGUUUGUGCUGUCUGCAAAGCAGAAAGCACUUCUUGAUAAUUUUGUCUGCCUGAUGGCCAGUUGUUCCCAAUGUUAUGUUAACCUCAUUAGAAUGGUCUUUGAAUUGACAGACCCUUCAUGAAAAUGCUGAAAUUUUGACAUCGAAUUUAUGACAAUAAACUACUUUAUUAAAGAAGAAGUUAGUCUUUGUGAUGCAUGUGUAUGUAGGACUCUCACAUAUACACAAUCAAAUUUGUCAGGGUUGUAUUCUUCAUAUUUUUUUUUUCAAUUUUGAUGUACUAUUUUGAGCAUUGCAUACUUUUACUAUAUAUAGGUUAGGAGAAGGAUGUAAGAAGACUAUAUACUUCUUUUUACAUGUUCUUUUUAAUUUUUUUUUUUUUUUUGUGAAAGUUGUUUAUCAAUUUUUUCUAUCAAUGGCAUUAUGAAUUACUCUAUAGGACUAUUUAUGACCAACUUGAAAAAAAUGGAAUAUUUAUUAUCUAUUUUAAUUAUGAUAUAUAGGCUGUUUUUAUA
Messenger RNA from Saccostrea echinata, 2278 nucleotides. RefSeq lists its product as uncharacterized. The transcript is spliced from 10 exons. Bases 242 to 1471 code for a protein of 409 amino acids. The record is from RefSeq and is a predicted model, not a curated record. Lineage: Eukaryota; Metazoa; Mollusca; Bivalvia; Ostreida; Ostreidae.